Molecule: messenger RNA, 6033 nt
Organism: Heteronotia binoei (common prickly gecko)
Lineage: Eukaryota; Metazoa; Chordata; Lepidosauria; Squamata; Gekkonidae
Product: multidrug resistance-associated protein 1-like
Exons: 28
Coding region: 1-3891 (1296 amino acids)
Biological process (GO): transmembrane transport
Cellular component (GO): membrane
Molecular function (GO): ABC-type transporter activity; ATP hydrolysis activity; ATP binding
Source: RefSeq, a predicted model, not a curated record
AUGUUAGGUCCGUUGUCGGGGUCCAAGGAAGUGCGUUAUCAAAACCUGCAGCCCUUUAACCGAAAGAAAUGCAGCUCAGAGGAAAAUGCUUCCUUCUUUAGCAAGAUAACUUAUUCCUGGUAUAGCAGAGUUAUAACUUUAGGCUAUAAGAAACCAUUGGAAAGAGAUGAUCUGUUCGAACUAAAUGAAAAGGAUUCAUCCUACGUUGUAUGUCCAGAUUUUGAAAAGCAGUGGAGAAGGGAAAUUUUAAAGUCAACCAAGGACAUAAAGGUGCAUGUAUAUAAAGAUGUAACAAGGAAAAGAGUUUUCCAGAAAGCAUCUCUACUGUCACCACUGUGGCAAACAUUUAAAGUCGCAUUGAUCAAGGUUACCAUUCUGAAAGUUGCAGCUGAUUUUUUCUCUUUUUUGAGUCCGCAGAUUAUGAAAGAAAUGAUUGAUCUCUGUGAGCAUCAUUCUGGCUCAUAUUGGAAUGGUUAUGGGUAUGCAGUUGCUCUUCUUAUUGUGGUGGUUGUGCAAACGCUUAUCCAUCAGGCUUUCCAACGUCUUAACUUGCUAACUGCAGUAAAAAUUAAGACUGCAAUGGUUGGCCUCUUAUAUAAAAAGGCCUUGAAUUUGUCUAGUGCUUCACGACAAAAGUAUACAACGGGUGAAAUAGUUAAUUUGAUGUCAACGGAUGUCCAGCAGCUUAUGGAGCUGACCAUCAAUUUGAACCUCUUAUGGUCAGCACCUUUUCAGAUUCUGCUGGCCAUCAUCUUCCUUUGGCAGGAACUGGGCCCCUCUGUGCUUGCAGGUGUUGGAAUGCUGCUUUUGGUUGUACCUAUAAAUGUUUAUGUAGCUGCUAAAGUGAAGCAACUCAAGAAAAGUCAGUCGAAAAACACUGAUCAACGAGUUAAACUCUUAAAUGAAAUCUUGCAUGGCAUAAAGAUUCUAAAGCUGUAUGCAUGGGAACCUUCCUAUCAUAAAAAAAUCAUGGACAUUCGGGAAAGUGAAAUAGCUAUUUUGAGAUCAUCUGGAUACCUGACAACAUUUUCCAUGCUGACACUGACAUGUAUUCCAUUCCUGGUCUCUCUGGCUACCUUUGGAGUCUAUUUUCUGUUGGAUGAAAGAAAUGUUUUAACUGCUGCCAAAGUUUUUACUUCUAUUUCAUUGUUUAAUAUUUUACGGCUUCCUUUGUUUGAUUUGCCUACAGUGAUUUCUGCCAUAGCUCAGACCAAAGUUUCUCUGAGUCGUUUAGAGAAUUUUCUGUCUUCUGAAGACCUGGAUCAUCAAAACAUUAGCACAGACUACAGAGGAAAGCAUGCAGUUAGAUUUGUUAAUGCCUCUUUCCGCUGGACGAAGAUUGGAACCCCAUCCUUACAUAAACUGAGUAUAGAGAUUCCAGAAGGCUCACUCGUGGCUGUAGUGGGUCAGGUUGGAGCUGGAAAAUCAUCUCUCCUUUCUGCAGUUCUUGGAGAUAUGGAAAAAACUGAAGGAACAGCUCAAAGAAAAGGUUCAGUGGCUUAUGUGUCUCAGCAAGCCUGGAUACAGAAUUCCACUUUGCAAGAAAAUAUCCUCUUUGGCUCAGAACUGAAUAAACUCUAUUACAAACGGGUUUUGGAGGCUUGUGCUCUGUUGCCAGACUUGGAGCAAUUGCCAAUGGGGGAUCAAACAGAAAUUGGAGAAAGGGGUGUGAAUAUAAGUGGUGGCCAGAAGCAGAGAGUGAGCCUAGCUAGGGCUGUGUACAGUAAUGCGAAUCUGUACUUGUUAGAUGACCCCUUGUCUGCUGUUGAUGUACAUGUUGGGAAACAUCUUUUUGAAAAGGUGAUUGGGUCCUCAGGAUUGUUAAAAAACAAGACUCGUAUUUUAGUGACUCACAACCUGACACUUCUGCCUCAGACAGAUAUUGUAAUGGUGAUGGAGGAUGGUAGAAUUACUGAAAUGGGUAGUUAUAAAGAACUGCUCUCCAAACGAGCAAACUUUUCUGAGCUUGUUCUAACAUUUGGUGGAGGAAAUGAAAAUAAAGAAACUCUCUCAGUAUCACAGUCUUAUCCAAAAGACAGUGUUAAAACAAGAGAUCAUAUGCCAAAGAAAAGGCAAUAUAUGGAACAUAAAAAUAUGAGCACAUUCUCAAUGAAGAAGGAGAAAGUUGCUACUGGUGCUAUGAAAAUGUCAGUUAUUUUGAAAUACCUACAAGCCUUUGGAUGGUCUUGGAUGUGGCUUACCAUAGCUGCUUACUUGGGUCAAAAUGCUGUCGCGAUAGGACAAAAUCUAUGGCUCAGCACGUGGAUAGUGGAAGCUAAACAACUUAAACACGUCACAGAAUGGAAACAGUUAAGAAACUACAGAUUUGGUAUCUAUGGGCUCUUGGGAUUCAUACAAGGUCUCUUAGUUUGUUUUGGUGCAUAUGUGCUUACUAGAGGAUCUCUGCGUGCCUCCCGGGUGUUGCAUCACCAGAUGCUAGACAGUGUACUACACCUUCCACUUCAGUAUUUUGAAACUAAUCCUAUAGGUCAUAUCAUCAACAGGUUCACCAAGGACAUGUUUAUAGUUGAUGUACGUUUUCAUUACUAUCUACGAACCUGGCUGAAUUGUACGCUGGAUGUUGUUGGAACAAUCCUUGUAAUUGUGCAUGCAUCACCCCUUUGCAUACUGGUGAUUGUUCCACUUGGAUACCUGUAUUUCACUAUCCAACGAUACUAUAUAGCUAGCUCCCGACAGAUUAGACGACUGGCUGGUGCUUCACAUACACCUGUAAUUUCACACUUCAGUGAAACACUUUUGGGCGUCUCUACAGUCAGAGCAUUUGGACAUCAGGAAAGAUUUAUGAAUCGAAACAAAGAUGUGAUCAAUGACAACAUCGUUUGCUUCUACAACAAUGUAAUCUCCAACAGAUGGCUGGCUGUCCGACUUGAAUUUCUGGGCAACUUGAUGGCUUUCUUCGCUGCAUUGUUUGCAGUGUUUGCCAGCGGCAAGGUGGAUUCUGCCACAGUGGGAUUAUCAAUAUCCUAUGCACUCAAUAUAACUCAAAGUUUGAAUUUUUGGGUCCGUAAAGCAUGUGAGAUGGAAACCAAUGCAAUCUCAAUUGAACGGGUUUGUGAAUAUGCAAAUACAGACAAAGAGGCACCCUGGAUAUUAUCCAUUCGCCCACCAGCAGGUUGGCCUAAUGAAGGAGUAAUACAGUUUGUCAAUUACAAAGUUCGGUACAGAGCAGAUCUAGGUUUUGCUCUGCAGGACAUAUCUUUCCAAACUAGCAGAGAAGAAAAGAUUGGAAUUAUAGGAAGAACAGGUGCAGGCAAAUCAACUCUCACCAAUUGUUUGUUCAGAAUAAUAGAAAGAGCUGGAGGCAAAAUAAUCAUAGAUGGAAUUGACAUAUCAUCUGUUGGUCUACAUGAUUUACGGGGCAAUCUGAACAUUAUUCCACAGGACCCAGUCUUAUUUUCAGGGACACUUCAAUCAAACUUGGAUCCACUUGGAAAAUAUUCUGAUCUUGAGUUGUGGAAUGCACUGAAAUUGUGUGACCUGAAGAAUUUUGUGCAGUCGCUUCCAAAGAAACUUCAGCAUGAAAUUUCAGAGGGUGGUGAAAAUCUGAGUGUGGGACAGAGACAGCUUAUUUGCCUUGCUCGUGCUUUGUUACGGAAGACAAAAGUUUUGGUCUUGGAUGAAGCAACAGCUUCUGUUGAUAUGGAAACAGAUAAUCUCGUGCAGUCCACAAUCCAGAAAGAAUUCUGCAACUGCACAGUACUAACCAUUGCUCACAGGCUACAUUCCAUAAUGGACUCUGACAGAGUGCUUGUUCUAGAUUCUGGAAGAAUUGCUGAAUUUGAUACUCCACAGAAUUUGUUGCAACAGAAAGGCGUGUUUUAUGAAAUGGCAUCACAAGUUGGAAUACAGCAAAAGGCAGUUAACCUCUAAUGAAUGCUGUUCAUAUUUCUUUUCAUUUGUAAAUUCUGUGAAAAGUUCUAAUGAAGAAUGUUGAGUUUCAUUUUUAUAACAUGAUUUUAAGGAAAAUCGGUAACUGAACUGCUCAUUUUAUAAAUGCUUUUAGUUUUAUAUAAAUCAUUUUGGUGGAAUUUCUAGCAAACCUUCAUAUAGGUUCUAGCAAACCUUCAUAUAGAACUUUUGAUAUUUGUGAAAGUAAUUUGAUACUUUUAUCUGUGGCCCUUGGCUACAGUGCCCACAUCUGGUGGGACUCUGCCCUGCUUCAGUAAAGCUUGUUUUGUAUUUCUCAGCAUCCACUUGGACAUUGCGCUAGUCAGAAAAUCUGUACAUCCUUCCCUCAUCUAGUUUCUCCUUGUUGCAAUUUAUUUGACCAUUACGUUUCAGUAACAUAAUAAGGGAAUAGCAAUGUCCCCCAAUUUUAUUAAAAGCAAGUAUGCAUACUUUUCAGGUCUCCAGAAUUCUUCAUCCUGCUUGGUGAUAAAUAAGAGGAUAAAGGAGCAGGGAAACUGAUUUUUUAAGCAUAAUACCACAGGCAUGCAAUCUGGUUAAAGCUGCAGCAUACUACAUACUCUGUCUUUGGAUAAGACAAGCUGCAGACCAAAGAGUUUUUGACUAUACCCCAAUGCACCUGUCCUCUGCCCCCUCCUUUUUUUGUACACAUGGCCUAUUGGAGUUCUGAGGAAUUCAAGAUUGUCAUUUUGGUUGUCCUUAACAAAAAAAGAAUAAGACCUUUUUUUGGAAACAUGCUUGAUGUGAGUUUAUCAGAAUGUUUUAAAAAUCAUUUUGAAGGAACCAUUAUGUGAUUUUUAUACUAAUCCCUGCAGAAAUAUAUACAUUACAUGGGGGGUGGGGGUGGCGGCGCUUGCUUUGUUCCAAUUGUUUGGAAGCUACAUGGCUAACAUCUUUUAUGAAAUUGUUCUAUACACACUAUCAGCUUAAUUUUUAUUUAUCUAAUUCAUUUGUUCCCUUUCUCUCAUUCUCCUCUCCUCCAUUCCAUCCUCACAAAACCCUGUGAGGUAUGUUAGGCUGAAAGAGUAUGACUGGCUUCCAUGGCACAAGGAUUUCCCAGACACUCUUAACCGCUAUACCAGGGGUGGCCAACAGUAGCUCUCCAGAUGUUUUUUGCCUGCAACUCCCAUCAGCCUCAGACAGCAUGGCCAAUGGCUGGGGGCUGAUGGAAGUUGUAGGCAAAAAACAUCUGGAGAGCUACCGUUGGCCACCCCCGUGAGUCUAUACCACAUUGGUACUCCAGUCUUUAUCAUUUUAUUGGAGUUUAUUGUACCAUCCUUUCCAGAUAAGAACACUGUUUUCCUUGUGUACAAGGCAUGUUUACCAGCAGGACAUUCUGAUGGAACAACUCAUCUUUAGCUUCCCUUCAGCCUUUUCAGUUUAACAAGCAGAUGCUCUUAGCCCCAGAUGCCCAGCUGUUGAGAGCAUCACAUGACAAAGACACUGUGGCAUGUUCUGGAUCCAAAUGCUCUCCUGUACUAAAAAAAUUCCCUACAAAUAAAAACUCCAACCCUUCAAGCACCCACACAUGCAGGUUUUUAGUGGACAAAAAAUUACAUUUUUGCAAAAAGGAACAAACAAGUAUUCUUACAUAGUCUUUCAUAAAAGUGAAAUGAUUAAAGCCUUUGAUUUUCUCUCAACAGGGCAGACUUACUAACACGUUCUGUAAAAAUAUAUCAAGUGCCUAUUAUGUAGCUAUUGCAUAGUUAAUUUUUAGGAUGUCUUACACCCAAUAUAUCAGAAUGUACUGAAGCCUAACUUUGUCCACAAGGGAUGAACCUUAACUAUAUUUCUGAAACUUUUUUAAAAAAUCUCAAAAAUGCAUUGAUGUUUCUGAUACCAAGAUACCUCUUGCGAGCACAACUAUAACUCAAGUCAUAAACCUAAUUUGCUUUUCAACUAUGUGUUAUAAAUAUUUUAUGCAAACUAGUUUACGCCUCCCAUUCCAAAAACAGAAUGACUCAUUUCAGAUUUGUCUUUACAAAUUGAAUGUGGCCUGUUUUGGGACAGGUAUCCCAAUUAUCUUUGGAACAAUGCAAUAUUUAUAUUAUUUAAUUUUUUAAUAAAUCUGUUAUAAAUUAUUUGAAUAAAAUGGAUUUAUGAAUA